Messenger RNA from Frieseomelitta varia, 941 nucleotides. RefSeq names its product peptidoglycan-recognition protein SA-like. NCBI's taxonomy places the organism in Eukaryota, Metazoa, Arthropoda, Insecta, Hymenoptera, Apidae. Bases 150 to 713 code for a protein of 187 amino acids. The record is from RefSeq and is a predicted model, not a curated record. The transcript has 5 exons. Gene Ontology annotation, molecular function: peptidoglycan binding; N-acetylmuramoyl-L-alanine amidase activity; zinc ion binding. Gene Ontology annotation, biological process: peptidoglycan catabolic process; innate immune response.
GAGAUAGCCGCCGAACAUAAGCAUUUUUAGUUGAAUUGAAAUUUUUUCUUUUCGUCAGUCAGUUGCUUCGUCUUCUAUGGAUUAAUACUUAAAUAAGUGUGUGCUAACUUUUUGUAAGUGAACGUACCAGUUUCAUUUUAAUUUGCAAAAUGCAAACAUUAAUGUUCGUAAUCACUCUUCUCUUUUAUAUUUGUGCCUGUGAUGAAAGUUGCCCUGAGAUUAUCAAACGAAGCGAUUGGACCGAUAUAGAGCCAAGAAGCGUAAAUUACUUGAUCAUCCCCAUUCCGUAUGUCAUAAUUCAUCAUACGGUUACUCCAGAAUGUGACAAUAGAGGAACAUGUGUUGCUGUUGUCGAAAGCAUUAGACAUUUUCACAUGGAUGUUAACAAGUGGCACGAUAUAGGAUAUUCAUUCCUAAUCGGUGGUGAUGGGAAUAUAUACGAGGGAUGCGGCUGGAAUCGCGAGGGUGCUCACACGUAUGGAUACAAUAAAAAAUCUAUCUCCAUUGCUUUCAUUGGGAAUUUUGAAGAAAAGGCUGCAAGUGAUGAAAUGGUGAAUGCCGCGUACAAAUUAAUUCUAUGUGGCAAGUCACAAGGAAUACUUCGGGAAAACGUUCGUGUAAUUGGUGCCAAACAAGUUAGAAAUGUUAUAAGUCCUGGAGUCCAACUUCAGAAUCAAAUCAAAAAUUGGCCUGAAUGGGUUGCUACUCCGUGAUCAUGUAAUUUUAUUACAUAAAAAUUUAAAUAAAAUGACAAAACAAAGAACAACGAUGUGUUCACUUCUUCCCAAAAGGAACAAAAGUUGUGCUUGAAGAGAACCAGAGAAGUGCUGGAAUGUAACCAGCCUACCUUGAAAACUGGCGCGUAUUCAUCUGAUAUAUUCCUGUCUUUGUUUAAGACUAAUUUGGGAAAACAUUCAAUUAAAUAAUAUUUGAUAACUUCA